AUGAGCGUCGACUCGGGAUUGGGCCUGGACUGGCAAGACUCCCCAAAACUCACAAUUCAUGGCCAGGAAUAUGAUGGCGCGUCAAACUCAUAUCUCGAGUUCCUUCACUGGAGCCCCGGCUUAUAUGAGGCGAUUACGGAUUUGGAUAAUUUCAAUACCUUGGCGGAUAUCCCUAUCAGCCAGACAUACCUACGUGAUUUGUGUGACGAGUCCCCUCGGACCAUCUUCUCUUCAUUCGACGAUCUCAGAAGGCACAAGGAGACGAAGCAUGAGAUCACAGACGACAUCCAGCAACUAUCAUGGCCUGUGCCAAAGGAAGCCGUAUCAACGACCCCGAAUGAGUUUCAGGAGCCAAGUACAGCAUCAGAGCCUGGCUGCGUUUCACAGGUCUCCUCAAACGCAAACGUCUCCCCAUCACAAAGAAGUGACCUCCCGCCAAUGAGCAAAGGCAUUCGUUCACCAUUGAAGUGA
Aspergillus viridinutans is the source of this 471-nucleotide messenger RNA. RefSeq lists its product as uncharacterized. The transcript has a single exon. NCBI's taxonomy places the organism in Eukaryota, Fungi, Ascomycota, Eurotiomycetes, Eurotiales, Aspergillaceae. Bases 1 to 471 code for a protein of 156 amino acids. The record is from RefSeq and is a predicted model, not a curated record.